CUAUUUAUGAAGCUUCUGCCCAGCUUGCAUUGUUUAUAAGAGAACCUUCAUCAUACCUUUAUCUGUACCAAGCCUUCCCUUAGGUAUUAAGGAUCCCCAGAUUUUAUUUUUGACAUCGGCUUUGGUGGAACAGCAAUCAUGACUGUGGGCAAGAGUAGCAAGAUGCUGCAGCACAUUGACUAUAGAAUGAGAUGUAUCCUGCAAGACGGCCGAAUCUUCAUUGGCACCUUUAAGGCUUUUGACAAGCAUAUGAAUUUGAUCCUCUGUGAUUGUGAUGAGUUCAGGAAAAUCAAGCCAAAGAAUGCAAAGCAGCCAGAGCGUGAAGAAAAGCGGGUUUUAGGUCUGGUGUUGCUGCGUGGGGAGAACUUGGUAUCCAUGACUGUGGAGGGACCACCCCCUAAAGAUACUGGUAUUGCUCGGGUGCCACUUGCUGGAGCUGCAGGAGGUCCUGGGGUUGGGAGGGCAGCUGGCAGAGGAGUACCAGCUGGUGUACCAAUUCCCCAGGCUCCUGCUGGAUUAGCAGGCCCUGUCAGAGGAGUUGGAGGUCCAUCCCAGCAGGUAAUGACUCCACAAGGAAGAGGUACUGUAGCAGCUGCUGCUGUUGCUGCUACUGCCAGCAUUGCUGGAGCCCCAACACAGUACCCACCAGGACGGGGGACUCCACCCCCACCUGUAGGCAGAGCAACCCCACCACCAGGUAUCAUGGCUCCCCCACCUGGUAUGAGACCACCUAUGGGCCCACCAAUUGGGCUUCCCCCUGCUCGAGGGACGCCAAUAGGCAUGCCUCCUCCUGGAAUGAGGCCCCCACCACCAGGAAUUAGAGGUCCACCUCCCCCAGGAAUGCGUCCACCAAGACCCUAAAAUACUGUUGAUUCAUCUAAGUCACCUUUAUCCCUGCUCUGCGUCUUGUGAAUUGUGUAGAUUGUUUGUGAGCUUUUUGUCCCCUUUCUGCAUUAAUAAUAGACAAUAAAUGCAUAGAGCAAUUAAACCAUGA
Messenger RNA from Marmota flaviventris (yellow-bellied marmot), 994 nucleotides. RefSeq names its product small nuclear ribonucleoprotein polypeptide N (gene Snrpn). Gene Ontology annotation, cellular component: nuclear speck. Gene Ontology annotation, molecular function: RNA binding. The record is from RefSeq and is a predicted model, not a curated record. Lineage: Eukaryota; Metazoa; Chordata; Mammalia; Rodentia; Sciuridae.